Molecule: messenger RNA, 1056 nt
Organism: Arabis nemorensis
Lineage: Eukaryota; Viridiplantae; Streptophyta; Magnoliopsida; Brassicales; Brassicaceae
Source: the annotation of a GenBank genome assembly
AUGGAUAUUCCAGAGAAGAUGGACCAAUCGAAUCAAGGCUCGAGCUCAUCUUUUUCAAAUAAGCGAAAAAGGGGCCGUCCUCGCAGAGAUGAAGGCCAGACUCAGCAACAAGUGAGGCCACCUGUUACUACUACGAUUGAUGAUAAUCUGAUUGGUCAAGUUGUUUCUGGUGUGGUUGAAGGUUCUUUCGAGGCAGGAUAUUUCCUCAAUGUAAUGGUCGCUGCUUCGCAGAGGCAAUUGAAAGGCGUUGUUUUCUUACCAGAUAAAGUCAAUCCAGUUACCCCAAUGACUGAUUUGUUUCCCCAAGCCAAGAUGUAUGCAAGACAAGAUAUCCCAUUUCCAUCUUUUAACCAACAAACUCCACCGCAGGGGAAUAAAGACACUGGGAAACAAACUGAUGACAACGGUUCUGAACCUCAAACAGAUAACUUGAUCGCUGAUAAAAACCAAUCUGCUAUGCUGCUCGAUAAUCAUCCAAUAGGCGAUGCUGGUUUUGGUUCUGGGACUAUUGAUGAGAGUAAUCUUGCUACUGAUACACAGAUGAAAGAUGUUGGUGGAUCUUUUGCAGAGGAGAAACUCACUGAACCUGUAGGCCAAACCCUUUCUCUGAUGCCGCAGUUUGCUAGUGAUGAUAUACCCAAAGAGGAUCAUACUGUCCAGAGAUCUGAAGCUUGUGCAGCAACACCUGAAACGAGUCAAAAGCAGGCCGUGGGAUCCAGCUCUACGCUGAGCCUCGAACUCUUUCAGAAUGAGACUAAGCGACCGAGAAAUGAGGAGGAUGCAGAUGGUGAAACUCAUGGAGUGGAGGAAAAGCUGGCUUCUCCCUUUGAUGAUGUGCCGGAGGAGCUUCAGCUAGAGCUUGGCAACAAGAAAAUGAGUGCUUCAGCCAUUGCUAGUCAAGCAAAUCCUGAUCAGCCUGCUUCAUCAAAGAGUGGGUUCUUGGCGAAUUUGUUUGAGAGAAGAGAAGAAACGGCGAAAGAAGCAGUCGAAAGUAAUGCAGGUUCAGAGAGUGGCUUCCCAGAGGCAACAACACAAGUAGGUGUUAAAGAUUCUUGA